Molecule: messenger RNA, 1761 nt
Organism: Leishmania braziliensis MHOM/BR/75/M2904
Lineage: Eukaryota; Euglenozoa; Kinetoplastea; Trypanosomatida; Trypanosomatidae
Product: putative cholinephosphate cytidylyltransferase A
Exons: 1
Coding region: 1-1761 (586 amino acids)
Biological process (GO): phosphatidylethanolamine biosynthetic process
Cellular component (GO): cytoplasm
Molecular function (GO): ethanolamine-phosphate cytidylyltransferase activity
Source: RefSeq, a predicted model, not a curated record
AUGUCGCAUCUGCUAGAGCACAGCUUCCUCUUUACAACAGAGGAGCGAAAUCUCAUCUACCGUGCCAACAGCGACGUCAACACCCGCCCCGCCAGCUUUGUCACUCGCGUCUUCUACCCCCUUUGGAUUCGCAUCAGCAGACACCUGCUCAGCGAUCUCGUGGCGCCAAACGCUAUCACACUGGCGGGGCUUCUCAGCAGCAUGCAGGCGUACCAGCUCAUUAACACGUACUACCAUUUUGGCGAUCAGCAGCACGGCUCGCACGCGGUACUGGGCGACGUGAAGUCGUCGUUGCAGGCGUUUGGACUCCGUGGCGCCGGGCAGGCGCCCCUUGCAGCUGAGAAGACCGUCGUGGGAGAGAUGGCCUCUGCCUACAAAGCCGGAGAAGGCGCUGCGGCGAAGGCGGCGAAGGCGGCGAAGGCCAUGAGUGCCGUUGCUACUGCGAGCGGUCAAGUCUUAAGACCGCCAGCGACCGACUACGUGGACUUUUUCCACACGGACCGCACGGUGCAGACGGCUACGGUGCUGGCGAUUCUGCUCUUGGUCAUCUCCAUCACAUGCGGCUCACUGGACGGCGUGCAUGCAAAGCGAUGUCGCAGCGCCACCAGUCUGGGAGACAUCUUCUCCCGCAUUUGCUCCUCUAUGGCGCGCGUCUUCAUGGCGCUGACGCUGCUGGAGGUGUUCCACAUUGAGGACGUGUGUACGAAGUGGUACUUUCUGCUUACCCUUCAGCUGAUUGAGCUGAACACGGUGCUCGGCCGCAUCAACGCUUCGAACUUGAAGAAGGACCGUGUCAAGAAUGUGGCGUACAUCGCAACGUACUGCUUCCGUGAAUCGGAGUUGUCGUUUCUCAUGGUGUUGCUCCUCAUCGCCCGCUGGUUCUACCCUACCGCCUGCCGCAACAUCCUCGGAGUCAUCUUGGCGAAGGCGCAGGUGGGCUACAACACCCUCGUCGUCGCCACUUUCGUGAACAUUGCUAUCCUCAAGAUGAAGAAGCGGUACAAGGGGAUUGUUUUGCUCUGCCUCGCCGCGCGUGUGCUGCCGCUCUUCUACCUCCUGCCACUGAGCCAGUACGGCUUGCUGAGCGUGAUUGGCGAUGCCAUGAUUGUAGGACUUCUGUCCAUCGAGGUGUACGUCAGUCACCUCGCCCAGCGACGCAUUCACGCCGCGGUUUUUUUUCUCUGCCUCGGCUCGCUGUUGAAUGACGUGCUCUCUGUGGCCGGGACUAUCAUGUACCUGAUUGCCAUGCUGGUCGACCUCUCGUACUCGCUGAAUGUACCGCUUUUCACGCCUGUGCGCAACGUCUUCAUUGACGGCGUCUUCGACCUCUGCCACGCCGGCCACAAGCUUCUUAUGGCCAACGCGCUCAAGUUCGGCAACCGUCUCAUCGUCGGCGUCUGUGGCGACGAGGAAUGCGCCUCGUACAAACGCCCACCGAUCAUGACUACCGAGGAGCGCAUCAAUGAGGUGCGACUGUGCCGGUACGUCUCGGAAGUGAUCCCCAACUCGCCGGUUACGGGCAUCACGGUGGAGAUGAUCCAGUACUACAACAUUCACCUGGUCGUUUGUGGCGAGGAGUACAAUACACCGACGGACACGUACUACGCGGUGCCACGCCACAUGGGCAUCCUGCGGACCGUACCGCGAACACCCGGCAUCUCCACCAGCGUACUCAUAUCGCGCAUCCGUGCCGCCAGUGAGGACUCGGUAGAGGCGAAGGACAGGAAGAGCGACACAUCAAAGGUGAAGGGCGGGGCGUGA